Myripristis murdjan (pinecone soldierfish) is the source of this 3415-nucleotide messenger RNA. RefSeq names its product polymerase (RNA) III (DNA directed) polypeptide E (gene polr3e). The record is from RefSeq and is a predicted model, not a curated record. Gene Ontology annotation, cellular component: nucleus; RNA polymerase III complex. Lineage: Eukaryota; Metazoa; Chordata; Actinopteri; Holocentriformes; Holocentridae. The transcript has 21 exons. The coding region runs from base 298 to 2388 and encodes 696 amino acids. Gene Ontology annotation, biological process: tRNA transcription by RNA polymerase III.
CGCUUUGCAUUGUGGGCAUCGGCUCCUCCCCACGUGUCUGAAGAGGAGUCAACAUGCUACAAAACACCAAUGGACUUCAGCUUGAGUGUUAGCCCGAGUUAACACACACACACUGACACUCACAGACACUUUGCUAUCGCAGUAGGGCGCAGCAGCUUUCUGGGCUGCCGACACACGGAUGAGCUAGCUGAGAGCGGACGGCAAAGGGAGCAGGUUGGGUCUCUGAGAUCUACUGCCGCUACUCCCCUGUAACACCUCUUCUCCCCCCACCUCCCUCCCCACUCUGCUUCCAGCAAUAUGGCCAGUGGGGAUGACGACGACCCCAUUAUAGAAGAGAUUGACGUGUAUCUAGCCAAAAGCCUUGCAGACAAGCUCUAUCUUUUUCAGUACCCUGUUCGACCAAACACUAUGACCUACGAUGAUGUCAACCACUUAUCUGCUAAGAUCAAACCCAAGCAGCAAAGGGUGGAGCUGGAAAUGGCCAUCAACACAAUGAGUCCCAACUACUGUCGCAGCAAAGGAGAACAGAUCGCUCUCAACGUGGAUGGCACCACCUAUGACGAAAGUAACACUUACUCCGUGAAAAUGAUGGACAAACAGACCUUCUCCUCCAUCCAGGCCACCACCAACACCUCCAGAUAUGCAGCUGCUAUUUUCCGCAAAGGAGAGCUUCAUGUCACGCCUCUGCAGGGAAUCCUCCAGAUGAGACCCAGCUUCACCUACCUGGACAAAGCUGACAGCAAAACCAGAGAGAGGGAGGCGGCCAAUGAAGGUGGAGACUCCUCUCAGGAUGAAGCUGAGGAUGAGGCCAAGGCCAUCACGGUGAGGUUUGCUCGUCCGGAGUCGGAGCAGGCCCGGCAGAGGAGGAUCCAGUCCUAUGAGUUCCUCCAGAAGAAGCAGGCAGAGGAGCCCUGGAGUCACCUGCACUACCACGGUGUCAAGGAUGGGCGCUCGGAGCACGAAAGGCAGUACCUCUACUGCCAGGCGAUGGACACCACCGAGAACUCAGAGCUGGUCAAAACUCCAAAGGAGUACCUGGCCAUGCUGAUGCCUCCUCUAGCAGAAGAAAAAGUCGUGAAGCCUGUUGGUCCCAGUAACGUGCUCUCCAUGGCUCAGCUGCGCACCCUGCCGCUGGGAGACCAAGUCAAGACCCUGAUGAAGAACGUCAAGGUGAUGCCAUUUGCGAACCUCAUGGGUCUGCUGGCGUCUGGCACCGACUCCACUGCAGUGCUGCGCUGCAUCCAACAGGUGGCGCUGCUGGUUCAGGGGAACUGGGUUGUCAAGAGCGAUGUUCUGUAUCCUAAAAACAGCUGCAGUCCCCACAGUGGCGUCCCCGCUGAAGUGCUGUGUCGAGGCAGAGACUUUGUGAUGUGGAGGUUCACUCAAGAGCGCUCCGUGAUGAGGAAGGAGAUUUCAGCCGUCAUCAAGCUUCCUCCGGAGGAUGUGAAGGAGUUCCUGGAGCACAUGGCGGUGCCUCGCGUCAACCGGGGCUGGGAGUUCCUGUUGCCUAGCGAUGGAGACUUCAUUAAGAAACACCCAGAUGUGGCCCACAGGCAGCACAUGCUGUGGCUUGGCAUCCAGAGCAAGUUGGAGAAAGUCUUCAACUUCUCUAAAGAGGACUUUAUGCCAAAGAACGCUCCGCAGCCGGAGCCCGUCCAUAUCAGCGGGGAGCAACGUCUGAAGGCAGCCCAAGAUCGUGUGCGGGAAAACCAGUCUUCCCUACAGCAGGACCUGAAUGCCAAAAGACAGGGUGCCAAACCCAGCGCCCACAUCAAACAGGAGCUCGUCAUCAACAGAGAGGACGAACCGAUGGACACAACUUCCCCUCAUUCCUCCUCCUCCAUCCCUAACGGUUCCAUCAACGGUUACCCCAUCUCCAUAUCCCCCAUCUCCGAUCACACCAAUGGGAACGGAGGGAGCCCCGCCACCUCCCCUUCCCCAGAGCUGCGGGACUUUGUGUCAAAGACUUUCAGGAAGCAUUUCGUGCUGACGCUGAGUGAGCUGAAGAGGCUGUUCAACCUCCACUUGGCCUCGCUGCCGGCCGGACACAGCCUCUUCAGCUCCAUCUCUGACCGUCUGCUCCAGGACACCAUACUGCUCAGCCAAUGCAAACAGAUACUGGUGCCUUUUCCUGCUCAGAGCACAGCAGCGCCUGACGAACAGAAAGUGUUUGGUGUGUGGGAGACCGGAGACACGUUUGACAAGCACCGUCGGCUGUUGUUUGAGCUGUUCACUAAGAACUACCGGGUUAAGAGGAACAUGGUGCAAACCAGACUGGUCCAGGAGUUUGGGGACGAUGUCUCCAAGGCAGACAUCGACCGGCUGCUCAGGGAGUGCUGCUGCAGCCGCACAGGGAUGUGGUACCUCAAGGGAACCAUACAGUCCUGACACUGAGAGCACGCCCCCGUGGUCUCCAUCAGCCAAUCAAAUCCUCUCCCCAGAGCCUAGUGGGAGGGCUCUACAUGAGAGGAAGAGGAGUCAGAGACAAGAGCCAAUCACAGCUCCUCCAGCCCCCAGGGCGGGGGAUUUGGAGGACAAGGAUGUCAGCCGUCUGCUCUGCUCAGAUCAUGAAGCUUUUCUUUUCUCCACUGAAGUCGUCCUGACCUUAAUAAGCAUUCUUUUGUGAACUUGGUGGAUAGGAACAAGACGCGCUCGCUCCAGGAGCUGGAGUAUGAGAGGGGAAAAAACUGAAACAUGUACAGCUUAACGAUAGAGGAGUUUGAAUUAUGACCUGAUGUUUAAUUAUUAUUUUUCUGAUUAAACUUUUACCUUACUGAAGUUAGUGUUCACUAUUGAGAGUGCGGUUCAGAGUCAUUUAGUUUUUCUCCUGAUUUGUGACUGACAAGCAAAACAUGUAUCUAUCCAGUCACCCACAAGACCAACAUGAGUUAAGGCCUUAUGGGUAGAAUAUUUAAAAAGAAGCAAUCUUGUUUGUUUGUUUUUUUUUCACUCUUAACUUAAGCUUAUUUUUUAACCCAGUCAAAGAGAAAUAUUCUACCCUCCUCACAACACAAAAAGAAGGAAGAAUCUAUCUUAUAGGGUGCAUAACACAACAGCCUCAUUUUCAACGUGGCCAUUUGUGAAGGCUCCGUGUCAAAGUUGUGCCUGGCUCAUACGGGCUUGAUCAACAAGCCUGCGGCAGAGAGGGGGGAAAAAAGACAGAUGCCCCUAAAUGCCAGAUGCUGCUGCUCCCAUUUGUAUUGUUUAGGAACAAGCAAAAGGCUCUAAUGUUGUGAUGCCAAUGUAUUAGAAUUGAAGUAACUGAGUGAAUUGAUGUGUAUGGCAAUCAGAAUGAAAUAAAAACGAUCCCGUGCUGCUGGAACUGCUGCAUCAAAUGUAGCUCUUCCACAUUAUUAUUAUUUUUGUAUCCUAGUAAGUUUGGAGACACAUUGAAGUAUAAUACCCUUAUUUAAAA